AUGACGAAGCAUCAUACGACUUUUUCGAGGAGGGAAGGUUCCUACACGCAUAUUUUGAGACAGAGGAGGGAAUACUACAACAAGACCGUCAAGGAGUACCUGGCAAAAAAGAAAGUCUUCAUGUAUUCCACCUUCUCUCGUAUGGUGAAAGCUUCACAGGUAAAGGUGAGUGUGGUGCUGCAGGUCGUGCUCCCGCGUUUUCGAGUAACCGGGAAAUACAACUUCGUUUCUGCACUUCUCAAGAUCGUGCAACACCACUACACUAAAACAACACAACUAACUAACUGCAACAACAACACUAACUACAACAACACCAAAGACAGAACGUUGGGCAUCAGCCCGUCCGAAGUCACUCCCGAAAACGAAUUGGGACUGUUCAAUAAAGUAAAUGAGAAGCCCGUCGUACCCUCCGUGAAAAUGAAGCUGAAACUCGGGGAUAAAGUGAGGGCCCUACUGCACAGAAAAUAUUUUCAAAACAGCUCGGAAGGGAGAUUUUCACCGUCCCCUACCGUCGUGCCUCUUGAAGAUUACCAGGAAGUGGACGAAGCUUCCAAUUAA
Messenger RNA from Ornithodoros turicata, 558 nucleotides. RefSeq lists its product as uncharacterized. Bases 1 to 558 code for a protein of 185 amino acids. Lineage: Eukaryota; Metazoa; Arthropoda; Arachnida; Ixodida; Argasidae. The transcript has 2 exons. The record is from RefSeq and is a predicted model, not a curated record.